UUCAACACGUGGCAACACGAGAAGUCUCCAUGGCCGCGAUCCACCGACAGCCUCCAUUAUGAAGGAGAGAUGAAAAGACUGGGAGAGCGAGUGAAGGAAAAAUAGAGGAAGGCAGAGGGAGACAGACAGACAGACAGACAGACGGCAAGAGAGCAAGAGACUGACAGUGAGUCAGAGCAAGACAGAGUGAGACAGUGCAGGCUUCCUGCUGUACUGAUGGAGUUCACAGGACCACCGAGGAAGAGAUGCUGACAUGGACCUUGUGACAUUGGAGCAGAAUGUGAGCACCAGGCUGGACAACCUGUACCACAAGGAUGUGGUAUCAAUGCUGCCCAAUGGUCACAUGACAUCCAGCCAGCCUGACCCUCAGUCGGCAUUGCUGGGUCAGAGGUCACAGCCGGUUCACAUACAAGUUAAAAGGCAACCAAAGGAGGAAGAACUGCAGACGUCAUCACUCCCAACCAUCCCCAACCCCUUCCCAGAACUGUGUAGCCAGCCCAGCUCCCCGAGCUUCAGCAACAGUUCCAAACCGCCGGCCAGCAGAGGCACGCACGUUAUUACAAUCUUCAGUGAAGAUGGAAUGCGGAGGUCACUUGAAGUGACAGGGACGGUGACAGCUCGAGAUGUCUGCUGCCUGCUGGUGGAGAAGAAUCGCUGUGUGGAUGAGGAGAGCUGGGCUCUGCUGGAGGCCCACCCUGACACAGCACUGGAAAGGUACUUGGAGGACCACGAGUUGUUGGUAGAGCUCCAAGCAACCUGGCCAGUCAACAACGGAAGCAAGUUCAUCUUCAGGAAGCACUACGCAAAAUAUGAGUUUUUCAGGAAUCCUGAGACAUUUUUCCCGAUGCACUUGUUAGCAGGAAGUCUGGAAGGUAACGCAGGAAUUGCACAAGCACAGGUGACACAGAAUUUCCUAAAUGCCAGGAACUGUCCUGAGAUACAGGGGUUUCUCCACCUGAAAGAUAAAGGAAAGAAAACUUGGAGACGGUUGUAUUUCUUCCUGAGGAGAUCAGGGUUCUACUACUCCACCAAAGGCACGUCCAAGGAACCAAGGCACCUUCAGUAUCUUGCUGAUGUGACUGACAGCAACAUUUACACAGUAACAAGCAGGAAGGUGUACAACACACCAACUGAUUUCGGGUUCUGCAUCAAGUUUCCAGGGAUGAGGUGUGAGCGGAGGGAUUUGGCAAUUCUCUGCUCUGAGGACGAGCAGAGCCGCAAGUGUUGGAUGACAGCAUUCCGGCUACUCAAGCUGGGGCCACAAAUCUGCCUCAACUACCAGCUGGCACAACAGAGAAAGAAACACAGAUCGUGGAUGGAAGCAGCUGCUGUGAGAAAUGUUUCGGAGAACUGCCUGGUCCCCAUGGAUUUCUCAGGGUGCACAGGCAGGGUGAUCGCGAAUCCCAAGGAGGCUUCGCUGGUGGCUGAGGAGGAAGGUCACGCCUGGCGGCAGAAGAAAGGAGCACAACGGCAUAGCCUCCCCAGCCUUUCGCACGGCUCCGGACUCAGCACAGGUUGGUCAACCGGUGGCCCGUUGAAAGUACAAAGAGCAGAUGAGGGUACGACGGGAGUGGGCAGAACUGUGGCAACUGGACCUCAGCGUACAGAUGUAACAUCACUGGGGCAGCACCGCUGUACAGCAGCAAUACACAAGAGCCAGCCUUGGUUUCAUGGAAGGAUCUCAAGAGAAGAGGCCCACAGACUGAUUGUCCAACAUGGCCACAUUGAUGGAGUUUUCCUGAUGAGGGAGAGCCAGCGGACACCCAAGAGCUUCGUGCUAACCCUCAGCCACCAUCACAAGACCAAACACUUCCUGAUCGCUCCGUGCGAGGAGGACGGACAAACGUACUUCACGGUGGACACCGGCCAGACCAAGUUCAGUGACCUGAUCCAGCUGGUGGAUUUCUAUCAGAUCAACAGGGGUGUGCUGCCCUGCAGCCUGAAACAUUACUGUACCCGUGUGGCCCUGUAACUGCAGCACUGGCACCCUAUGCCCACGCACUGACUGUGUGACCCCAGCUGCCAGCACCCCUCGUCACCACACACUCACUCAUCGCACCUCUGACCCCUUUCUAUGGAGGUGAAGGAAUGUCUUGUUCUCGCUGCCUUUUGAUUUUUAAACUACCUUCUAAAGAGCUUCACUGUUUAUCAAAGCGAUUGCGGAGGUGACCGCAGGAUCGGACCUCCCGAGUGACCGGGUCAUAGAACAACACAUCCAAAACAAUAGCACCUGAUGAAUGGACUCCUGGAAACAAGCUCCUGAUACAGUGGUUGGGAGGGCAGGGGACUCAUGCCGCAGCCUGACCCUCACCCACUGGUUGUAGAUCAGGUAACGACCCUGCCUGGAGCACACGGCGCUGGGUCCCACAGCCCACCUUCUGUGCCAAUCACACGUCCAUCUGCACGGUGAUGAACCACCCAACUAGCACACUGGUCUCUACCUACUCCUGGCUCACAAACGCUGCCCCUGUUAGCCAAGAUUCAUUGACUCUCACACACUGGAUACUCCAUAUGUAACACGGAACUUCAUCAACCUGAUACAUCCCCCGUUUCAGACCAGGACUCGGGAUCUGUCCACACACACAGCGCAGGGAGGAACAUGCGACUGGAACUGCUCCCUGAACUUGAAGCUGAGAGGGAACUGAACGUAAAGGUACUGAGCCAACAAGUGAGGCCCCAUUGCCUUCAGGGUCCUGCUUGUUGAACAGAGUUCAAACUCUUCUCUGAGAACCCGGACGUUGUUGGGGCCACCAUCUUUCCCACAGGAAGCGGCAAGGCACUGGGGCAGACUGAGUGACCAGGAGUGACUGGGGAGAGUGACCAGGGAGAGAAAGUGACCAGAGGGGAGAGUGAUUGAGUGACCAGAGGGGAGAGUGACCACUGAGAGUGAGUGACCAGAGGGGGAGUGACUGAGAGAGUGACCAGAAGGGAGAGAGUGACCGGUGAGAGUGUGGACGAGGGAGGGGUGGGGAGAGUAAACAGAGGAUGCAGAAAGUGAGUGGAGUGUGUGCCAGUGAGGGGGAGCGAUGGGUGGACUGAGUGGACACAGCAGGGAGAGCUUAUCUUGUACCAUGGCCCGCAGUGUGCACUCUGCUGUGUGGAAUUUAAACUGAACCCGGGGACACAGAGACCGCAGAUAUUGGAACGUGGAGCAGUCCAAGUGAAGGUCUCGAGCCGACUCGUCGACCGUCCAUUCUCCCCCUCAGACGCUGCCUGACCGCUGAGUUCCUCCAGUGCUUUGUGUGUUGCUUAAACUGAACCCAGUUUGCUGAAUCAUCAAACUCCCAGAUAUACUGUCUUUAUUUUUAUAAAUACACAGAUCAUAAAUCUUCAGGCAUAAAAUGAUAUAAAUUUCUGUGCACACCCUGUUUGGUGCAUGUGUGUUGGGAGGUGUGCGCUGCUCGGGACCUACCCAGGAGGACAGAUACUGCUCUGAGGAAGCUGCUGGGUCAGACGUGUCCCCACGGGAUCCGUGCUCCUGCCGUGUCGAAGUGUCUCCGCACACGGCAACCAGACCAGGCAGUCAAUGCCUGAGCCGUUGGAUGCACCAAAUACACUUCACACCAGGCAUGUGCAAACACAGAACCUCCGCUGCCUUUGUUCACAAGGAAUAUGGGAUAACUUACUGCCGGUUCGGUUAAUUGCUGGAGAUUUAUUUAGUUUCGUGCAUCAGAGACAGAGAUGGACAAGCUCAGGUUUACUGCAAGAGUUUCAACAACAACCGGCAGCCAGUCAGCCCAAGGUCAUCACACAAGCUCAGGGCAGGCAACUCAAAGUGCAGGUCAUCGCAGGCGAGAGGGGGCAGUGAGAGACGGGCACAUCUCAGGCCCACUACUGGGGCACUGAGCUCCAGGCCAGAAGUGGAGGAGGCAGAUAUCUCCGAGGGCUGGAGGUGAGGACGAGGGUACAGACCCCGCACUUGUUCUUUUACAGAGCAAGGGUCUCACAUGUCCCGUCUCCCUCAGCUCCCCCAUCAGGGCGAGCACAGUCUGCGGUUACCCACAAACAUUGUCCUGAGUGACCCACACACAGUGAUGGCCAAAGCUACAAGCAGUGCUUUGUGUGGUACAGAGCCAAGUGUGGGGCCAGACCAACAGGGUUUCUUUUUCAAACAGAACGUUACAUUGAAACUCCUGAACAAUGAUGGCUUCCUAGGGGUGAGGCCAGCAUCGAUGUGCUGUGUGAGCCCAUCUCUGCACGUGCAGACAAGGGUGGAGACCGUCGUUACUAGGGGGGCAGCUAGUUUGUCUGAGCGAUCCGUGUUGUAGCAGUGACUCGUGCUGUGGGAGCGGUUACACUGGUCAUAGUCACUAGUGUAGGUCUGGCCAGCGUGUUGGGAAUAUUCAGUAGUGGGGAUGGCCAGGGGAGUACCCACGGUCACUUCAGGGUGUGGGCAGUGUUGUGGGUGUGGUCAGUGUGGGUGUGGUCAGUGAGGAGUGGUCAGUGAGGGGGAGGUCAGUGAGGGUGUGGUCAGUGAGGGAGCGGCCAGUGAGGAGCAGCCAGUGAGGGAGCGGUCAGUGAGGGAACGGUCAGUGAGGAGUGGUCAGUGAAGGGGUGGCCAGUGAGGGUGCGGUCAGUGAGGGAACGGUCAGUGAGGAGUGGUCAGUGAAGGGGUGGCCAGUGAGGGUGCAGUCAGUGAGGGAACGGUCAGUGAGGAGUGGUCAGUGAAGGGGUGGCCAGUGAGGGUGCGGUCAGUGAGGGAACAGUCAGAGGAGUGGUCAGUGAAGGGGUGGCCAGUGAGGGUGCGGUCAGUGAGGGAACGGUCAGUGAGGAGUGGUCAGUGAAGGGGUGGUCAGUGAGGGUGCGGUCAGUGAGGAGUGGUCAGUGAAGGAGUUGCGCCUUCAGUGAGGCCUUUACUGAGACCCUCUUGCCCGGUGGUUCACCAAGCCCCUCUCCUGCCUGCACACUGCAGCCCCUGGCUCCUGGAACGUUGCAGAGCUCUUGGAAUGGCACAGAAAGUGUCUGUGAUGUCGGGCGUCCACCCCCUGUCUCCAAGUGUGAUCGAUCUGGACUUGCCAUCAGGAGAUUCACCUGCCAGAAGAAUUAGAAUAAAAAUGGCAGGGCUUAUCCAAAGCACAAGCAGGUAAGUUUGAAGACAAAGGAGGCUGCAGAUGCUGGAAUCAACAGUCCUGAUGAAGAGACUUAGCCCAAGACACCAACUUACACCACCUUGCCUCCACAGAUGCUGCUCGACCUGCUGAGUUCUGUUUUUUGUAGGAAACGCUGUAAGGAUUUGACCUUCACUAAAACCAUCAGUGUCCCUCGUUGGACAAUCCUGGAGAGCUUACUUAAGGUUAAAAUGGUCAAAAUAACUGGAAAACUGAAGCAAGAUGUCACUGACGGCAACCCUGCCUUAAUCUUGUCUUUACUUCCACUGUUGUCACUUCCUCUAAAUCUCUGCAGGGUUUUAGGAAAUUAAAAAAAUCACUUAGAAUUUACCUUUAAUUGAAUCAUUAAGUGAUACCAUUUUCUGUUAUCUGAGAUAUUGUACAUAUUCACAAAGUCAGUAAAGUCUAAUGUAUUUUUCUACCAGAGAUUAUUCUGUGUUACAACUGAUUUCAA
Molecule: messenger RNA, 5562 nt
Organism: Pristis pectinata (smalltooth sawfish)
Lineage: Eukaryota; Metazoa; Chordata; Chondrichthyes; Rhinopristiformes; Pristidae
Product: growth factor receptor-bound protein 10-like
Exons: 15
Coding region: 254-1972 (572 amino acids)
Biological process (GO): signal transduction
Source: RefSeq, a predicted model, not a curated record